UUACUGCGUUAAACCACUGCUCGCAAUAUGGGUGACAGGCUUGUUGAGACAAUGAUAUUGGAAAUUAUCUGCAAUCGGCGCGCGGGUGAGGCAUGGCCAGAUUGUUUUUGUUUAUUGCGUCCCUCGUGAUCGUGGCCACACAUACUGCAGCUGAAGAAGAUGGAUGCGCGUACUGUGUCGGCGAUGAGUUUGAGUGUGUCAAUGGGCAUUGCUACUGCGCCUAUAAAUUCGUGCCCAACUUCUACCAGAACACCUGCGUCAAAUGUCCAGCGUUAGGAGAAAAGUGUUACGGGCCGUGCUGCAGCGAGCACGGGAAUGAGACCCUGCAGUGUUGGCACGGCGUUUGCCAGAAAUGCUAUGGACCUCACGGGAACUGGAUCUGCAGAGACCCCAUCGACCAAAUUAUAUUAAUUUCUGGCUCGCAAAUAAUCAUGGCGGCGGCGCUCGUGCUUGGCAUAUUCGCUACAUUCAUACUAUUGUACAAAAUGUGUGCCGCCACCAGUAUACGAGGACUCGGUACUAGAUCUGUCAACUGCGAGGGUAGGCUUUCAGUGGGGAGCUUACAGAUACACGUCGACGAAAGAUUACGAGACGCUCCACCAAGAUAUUCCAGGGCAGCCCCUGCUGGCUCAGCUAUUUACCCUGCAGCCGUUUACUUAAAUGCCGGCUUUAUACACGAUAACAGCCUGCCACCACCUCCAUAUAGCGCUGAAAGGAAGGAUGAGACAAGCCAAAACACAACGUUACAUCUAUGAAAAAAAUAAUUUAAGUAUGGUUUUAUGUCAUAUUCUAUUAAUUAAUUAUAUUAUUA
This is a messenger RNA of Aricia agestis (brown argus), 811 nucleotides long. RefSeq lists its product as uncharacterized. The transcript is spliced from 7 exons. The coding region runs from base 93 to 755 and encodes 220 amino acids. The record is from RefSeq and is a predicted model, not a curated record. Lineage: Eukaryota; Metazoa; Arthropoda; Insecta; Lepidoptera; Lycaenidae.